Messenger RNA from Vitis vinifera (wine grape), 1049 nucleotides. RefSeq names its product probable inactive dual specificity protein phosphatase-like At4g18593. Lineage: Eukaryota; Viridiplantae; Streptophyta; Magnoliopsida; Vitales; Vitaceae. Gene Ontology annotation, biological process: protein dephosphorylation. The record is from RefSeq and is a predicted model, not a curated record. Gene Ontology annotation, molecular function: protein tyrosine/serine/threonine phosphatase activity. Bases 378 to 791 code for a protein of 137 amino acids. The transcript is spliced from 4 exons.
AUCUUAUUCAAAUUUUUCCUUAGAAAAAAGUGUCAUAUGUUAAUUCCUUUUUGUAAUUUAUCUCAAACCUGUUCAGUUUUUCCGUUGCAUAAGGCUACUUUCUUUAAAACGACACCGUUCGUCAGCCAACAAUACAAAGCGGCGUCGUUUUAUCCCUCCAACUUUCAAGUUCCAAAAAAAGGCCAAGGAUCAGGAAAUCCGCUCAUGAGCCAACUCCUCACUUGGUUUGGUCACACAGAAGAAUCUUCAAACAGGAAAAGAAAAAAUUCAAAGCAAAAUCGCACAUUCAACUGACGGUCACUGAAUCAAUUGUACAAUUGCCUCGCUUCAGUAUCGUGUUCCUUGGUUUUCGCAGCAACCAAACAGAGGUGACUGAGAUGGAAGGAACAUCCGGUCCUUGUGUGCAAUUGGCCACAACUACUAACUCUGAUUUAGAAACCAAGCCAAAACCUCAAGUCAUAUACCGCUGUAAGAGAUGUCGACGAAUUGUUGCUGCACAAGAGAACAUAGUCCCACAUGAGCGUGGCCAGGGAGAAAAAUGCUUCAAAUGGAGAAAGAGAAGUGGUGACCUGACAGAAAAGGAACCAUCUGAGUGCUCCUCCAUAUUUGUAGAGCCCAUGAAAUGGAUGCAAGCAGUACAUGAAGGUCAUGUAGAAGAGAAGCUGCAAUGCAUGGGCUGCAAAGCUCGAUUGGGUUCCUUCAACUGGGCAGGCAUGCAGUGCAGCUGUGGAGCUUGGGUUAAUCCAGCAUUUCAGCUGCACAAGAACCGAUUGGACGAGUGCCAGACAUGAGCCAAGCCAUUUCUGCACUGGUGUGGAUUGAGAGACUCCAGUCAGCGGUAAAACCACAAGUUUUCUUGGUUUCUAGUUAGUAAAUAAAUUCAGAUUAUUAUACCAAAAGUUAAGCAGCUUGUAUGGAAGACUGAUGGAAAUUCUAAUACAAGGAUUGAUGGCAAAAUGUUAUUUCUUGGAAAUAUGCUACAGAAUGUACUUAUAUAAUUUUACUUGCUAUUCCAUCAGAAAAUAUGAGUCUAGAAAGCAGUUCUAAAA